AUGGAGAAUCUUGGUAUCCUAAUUGCACUGUUUUUCCUCUUCUCCUCCUCCACUUCCCUUCACCCAUCUUCUCAUACUAAUCUCCAAAACCGUUGCCUUGUUGACCAGAGGUCUACUCUCCUACAAUUGCAACAUCAUCUCUACUACGCCCCAAACUUCACUUUCUCUUCCAAACUUGACCUUUGGGAUCCCAACACCCAUUGUUGCUCUUGGAAAGGAGUUACAUGCCAUGCUCUUGGUCAUGUGAUUGGGAUUGAUCUCAGUUACCAAAACCUUUCAGGCAGCCUUCACUCCAUUUUCAAUCUCCAUCACCUCCAACGCCUUAAUCUUGCUGGAAACAAUUUUAAUACCACUCUGUUUCAGUAUGGGUUUGGAAAACUCCCAAAUUUAACUCAUCUCAACCUCUCGGCCUCAUAUUUUCAUGGCCAAAUUCCGGAGGGGAUUUCAUACCUAACAAGGUUAGUCUCUCUUGACCUAUCUUACCAACGUGAGUGCUAUCGAAGAAAUGAUCAAAGUUAUGAUCCAUUUUACCCUGCUUUGAAACUAGAGAAACCGAACUUCAAGACAUUCAUGAAGAACAUGAGGUCUCUCAGAGAGCUGUAUUUGGAUGGAGUGAAUAUUUCAAGUCAAAGUAGUCAAUGGUGUGAAACCACAUCGUUGUCACUUCCUAAGCUGAGUGUUUUAAGCAUGUCAGCCUGUGGUUUGACCGGUCCAUUUUGUUCAUCACUCUUAAAGCUUCGUUAUCUUUCUAAAAUUAACCUUGAUUCUAAUACAAUCUCUUAUUUGCCUCCCAAGUUUUCGAAAAUUUCUUCUCCAUUGGUUUCUCUUAUUUUAGCACAUUGCAAUUUGAGUGGGCAUUUUCCAGCAGAAUUUUUCUUAUUGCCCAAAAUUCAAAGAAUUGAUAUUUCAUGGAACUCACGUCUCAUGGGUCAGUUGCCAGAAUUUCCAAUUAACAACACUUUAGAGGUGUUGUCAUUGACAGGUGCUAAUUUUUCUGGAUCUAUUCCAGCAUCAAUUGUAUUGAAGCAAUGCUCCAACAAUUGGUAUCGAGCUUAUUUCUUAAGGGAUCAUUAUACAAAUUCAUGGCUUCAUCAAGCUUUUCACCACCGCACCUCAAGUCUUCAAUGGAGAAGGCUACCACAUAUGGGUGGUCAAAAUGAAGACCUACCUACAGGCUUUCGAUCAUGGGAGGUAGUCAACUCAGAUGUUGAACGAGCCACUUAG
Molecule: messenger RNA, 1224 nt
Organism: Gossypium raimondii (Peruvian cotton)
Lineage: Eukaryota; Viridiplantae; Streptophyta; Magnoliopsida; Malvales; Malvaceae
Product: receptor-like protein 7
Exons: 2
Coding region: 1-1224 (407 amino acids)
Molecular function (GO): protein binding
Source: RefSeq, a predicted model, not a curated record